AUGGGAUUCAAUAACUACCCUCGGGAGAUGUAUGUCCCACCCGGAGUCAACGAACUGAUGCCUAGCUCCUCUUUGGCACUAUCUCCAAGCAACACCCAGCGUGGUCGUGGUCAUGAAGGUGCUCUGGACCUCCCAGAAGACUUUCCUAGACAUAAUUACCUAUUCAAUCAAGGCAGCGUGUAUGAAUACCAACAAGACCAGCAGCAAAAAGUGCGGAGGUUUGACCCGGAACCGGAAAGACACCCGUUCGACAACCAAGAGGAAGAUACAAAGAACAACGAUCCGCAUCACUUAUGUGAAUUUGCCGCUCCAUGUCAGAUGCAUCCCUCGCCUGAUGGAAUGCACUAUCGAAAGGUUGUGUCGCACGUGUUUGGCAGAAACAAGGCCGUCACCAAGCUGUUCCCACUCGGCGUCUGGGUCCAUUAUUGCCGAAAGCACUACCAGCGUGCCCGGUAUCGCGCCGACCAAUGGCCAUUUACACAGUGUGACCUCCUGUUAGAAUCACUGAGCCGAAUGGAGCACUGGGAUGGAGUGGAUAGUUUCGAACUCAUCCUCCGCCGCCGAGAGCAAGUGCGUGUCGGCCGUGAAACCGAAGGCGCACCCACCACCGAGGCCCCCAAUAAGAGGGAGACUAAUCCCUCUGCGGACCAGGCCCAAGAUCAAGACAGCAGGUCUUUGGGUGCCGCUACUCGAGCUGCAGGCCGUAAGCAUCCGACUGCCAUCAUCGCCCCAGUCCCGGACUGGCUUCGCCGACACGUUGGUCACGGCAAGACAUUUCAAGAAAUUCGCCACAUUAUCGAACUGGUGCGUAACCAUAUGGCCAGGCUGCGAAAUCGAGAAAGGGCGCAACAGCAGCUCAAUCCUAUUCCCAAGUCUCCGAGGGCACUUGACAGUCCUCGCCGAGGUGGACCUUCGAACGACCGAAAGGGACGUAUGAGUAAACCCGCCAACCGGGACCCCCUACGCCUGCGUGCUAGCACUGUUCGUUUCCCCGAUGUUGAAAUUCUCCCCCAUUUCAAACCAUGGGUCAAGGAGGCUGCUCUACGGCAGCGAUCUGCUACGAACUGUCCCAAGAACGAAGGGGAUACCAAAGACCAUGAGACGGAGCAGAGAAUCUCCGGAGGGGGGGAUAUCGAUGGAGAAGUCCAGGAUGCCCGUGACGGCAACGCUCGAGCUGAAUACAGUCAGCCGACAAACGGCGAAUUUAUGAAUAACAACGCUGUACCUUGCCCAGGCCGAUAUUCCGAGUCCAUUUCUACAAUUGAGAUGACUGGGGCCAAUCUCUCGCAGAUGCAACCUCAUAUCGGCAGGGCUGGGACCAACCGCGGCCAGUCUGAGAGCCAGAGGCGACGAAGCGAACGCGUCUACAUUAAAGCCCUCGACCGUGUCCCUAGUCAGGGCUCCAUCAAGAAGACCGGCAAGGAUGGUGACAAAUAA
This is a messenger RNA of Penicillium digitatum Pd1, 1437 nucleotides long. Its product is annotated as putative pathogenicity factor. The record is from RefSeq and is a predicted model, not a curated record. NCBI's taxonomy places the organism in Eukaryota, Fungi, Ascomycota, Eurotiomycetes, Eurotiales, Aspergillaceae.